Molecule: messenger RNA, 3086 nt
Organism: Pseudomyrmex gracilis
Lineage: Eukaryota; Metazoa; Arthropoda; Insecta; Hymenoptera; Formicidae
Product: spermatogenesis-associated protein 20
Exons: 14
Coding region: 346-2760 (804 amino acids)
Biological process (GO): carbohydrate metabolic process
Source: RefSeq, a predicted model, not a curated record
UCUCUCUCUCUCUGAUAUACUAUAGAUAUCUGUGCGGACUGUAUCUCUGUUGUGUUGUAUAUAAGGCGAGAUUCGCAAAAAACAAUAGUUCAGCUUUGCCUAGAAUCAGAGCUUCACCGAAAAGGAACAUUGUGUCUUGUUCCGUGCUGAGAUUGCAUUUAAGGAGAUUUGGAGACUGUUAAUCAGGGAGGAAAGGAGAAUUAGAUGGUAUCUACCUUACCGACAUUGUAAACUUUACAUUUGAUAACAACGCACAAUUGCUACAAACCAGCUUGUUUCGCUGAACAAUACUCUACGCAGUAAAUCACCAACUGAUGCCAUCGCAUUGUCUAUGUCAGGCGUGUUAUGAUUUCGGGACGAUGCAGUCUUUUAUUAACAGUUUAUCAUUUGUUCAAAUUUUCUAAGAAGCGAUUCAUAUAUAAAUAUUAUACGGGAUCUCGUGUGAUUGAAGGUACUUCAUUCCCAAUAAUUAAGCAACACAUUAAUAGAAUGGCAUCAACAUCUAAAAACAACGCUAAGAACGUUAGUUGUUCUGGCGUGAAAAGACUAAAUCGCUUGAGCUUGGAAAAGUCUCCGUAUUUGCUGCAACAUGCAACUAAUCCCGUGGAUUGGUAUCCGUGGUGCGACGAAGCUCUCGAAAGAGCGAAAAAAGAAGAUAAAUUGAUUUUAUUAUCAGUCGGAUAUUCUACGUGUCACUGGUGUCACGUAAUGGAGAAGGAAUCGUUUGAGAACGAAGAAAUUGCUCAGAUUAUGAAUGGAAAUUUUGUUAACAUCAAAGUAGAUAGAGAAGAAAGGCCCGAUAUUGACGCAACGUACAUGCUAUACGUUUGUCAAACGACAGGAGGGGGCGGUUGGCCAAUGACUGUUAUUCUGACUCCAAACUUAAUCCCAGUGUUAGGUGGAACGUACUUCCCGCCAGAAUCAAGACACGGCCUUAUCGGCUUUAAGACGCUCUUACUGCAUGUUGCACAGAGAUGGAAAGAACAGAAGAACGAAGUAAUCAAUUCCACUCUUAAGACAUCAAAAAUACUGCAGCAUAUGAUCGAUAGUAAGCAAUGCUUAAAAGAAGACGAUGUGUUACCUUCAUCCGAGUAUGCAAUCUUGUGCGUUUAUCAUUUGUCAGAUCAAUAUGAACCGGAUUUCGGUGGAUUUGGAGAAUUCAUAGAUCUAAUCUCAAAUCAAACCAAAUUUCCUACAAUGGUGAAAAUUAAUAUGCUUUUGACCAUGUAUUCUCUGAGCAAUACUCCUGAUCUGUGUAAAUUGUGCUUAGAAAUGUCCAUACAUACCUUGAAAAAGAUAGCUUAUGGUGGAAUUCACGAUCACGUAGGACAAGGAUUUUCGAGGUAUUCCGUGGAUAUAAAAUGGCACGUACCUCAUUUUGAGAAAAUGCUUUACGAUCAAGCGCAGAUGAUCCAAACAUAUGCUGAUACUUACGUUGUCACAAAGGACUCAUUCUAUUCUGAUAUUGUAGAUGAUAUUGCAACGUAUGUCGAGCGUGAUCUACGGCACAAGGAAGGUGGCUUUUAUAGCGCAGAAGAUGCAGAUUCACUUCCAAAGAUGGAAGCUUCUGAAAAACGAGAAGGCGCGUUCUACGUGUGGACUUACGAUGAACUUAAGGCUGUUCUGAACAAAAAGAUACCUGGCAACGAUAACGUUUGUUUUCUCGAUCUCGUUUGUCAUUAUUUUAACGUAAAGAAAGAAGGAAACGUAUCAAGAAGUCAAGAUCCUCAAGGCCAUCUCACUGGCAAAAAUGUGUUUAUUAUAUAUGACGAAAUAACAAAUACUGCGAGUAAAUUUGGAAUUAGCGUGGAAGAUGCACAAAAGUACAUUAAAGAGGCCUGUCAGAUUUUAUUUGUGGAAAGAUCGAAAAGACCGCGGCCUCACUUGGACGAUAAAAUUAUCACAGCGUGGAAUGGUCUCAUGAUAAGUGGCUUUGCACGUGGAGGAGCAGCUGUGAGAAAUGAGAAGUACGUGGAAUUAGCAACAAGUGCUGCCAAGUUUGCAGAGCAAUAUCUGUUUGAUAAAAAUAAAAAUGUGCUACUUCGCAGUUGCUACCGUGGAGAAAACGACAAAAUUAUGCAGACGAGUGUACCAAUAAACGGCUUUCUUGCGGACUAUGCGUAUCUCAUAAAAGGAUUGCUCGAUCUUUACGAGGCCAACUUCGAUCCACAUUGGAUCGAAGUUGCCGAGAAGCUGCAGAAUAUACAGGACCAGCUGUUCUGGGAUUCAAAGGAUGCUGGUUACUUUUCCACGGUUGAAGAUCCUCAGAUAAUUCUACGGCUUAAAAGCGUUUAUGAUUGCAUGGAACCGUCCGGUAAUGCGAUCGCAUGCUCCAAUCUACUUCGUUUGGCGAUCUAUCUCGAUUAUGACGAAUUUAAGGAUAAGGCCAAACAGAUUUUACGUACAUUUAACACCAAGAUUGAAAAAGAUCCAUCAGUACAUAUCCAACUGAUAUUAGCUCUGCUUGAAUAUCAUAACGGAACGCAGAUUUAUAUAGCAGGGAAACGGAACGCCGAGGAUACGAUUGAGAUGCUUAAUGUUGUUCGCGAGCGUCUAAUACCCGGUCGGGUGUUGCUCUUAGCCGAUCCUGAUGAUCAGGAUAACAUAUUGCUUCGCAAGAACGCGAUUGUCGGCAAGAUGAAACCUCAAAAAGGUCGAGCGACCGCUUUCGUAUGUCGACAUCAUACGUGCUCUCUACCUAUUACGGAUUCCAAAGAACUUGCUACUCUGUUAGACGAUAAGGAAAUUAGCGGCAUGUGAUCUGAAAUUGUGUGAGAUAAUUAGUUUUCUAGUAAGAGGAAGAUAAUAAAAAAAAUAUUUUUUGUCUAUUUUAAUAGAAUCAUCUUGCACAAAAUAAUUUCCUUUUGUGCUAAAUAAUGUUAACUCAAGUAGUUUGGUAUAGGGAGUUAAAGCGCUAGAUUGCAAACAGAUUAAUAGCGUGUUACAGUCGAAUAAAAUGACUUAAUAAUACGGAGUGACACAACAAUAAUUAACUUAAUCCUGUAAAUUGCAUUAUAAUCUUUGGAGAUUUGUUCUGAAUAUUAUAAAUAUAUAUGGAAAAAAUAUAUUAAACAGUUUUUCUUUUC